CGAGUAAAGCUAGGUUUGCCAAACCAAAGAGCCGAACCCGGCCUUUAGGGAAAAAAAGAAGAAAAAAAAAAUCCCUUCUCUUUUUGUUUCCCUCUCUUCUCUCUUCCAUGGAAAAAAUGGCGGCAGCUUCUAGAAAACCAAGAAGCGCAGUAAUUGGAUCCCUUUCUUCAACCCCUAGGUUCUGCAACUCUCACUCUACAUCAUCAUCUUCUUCUUCCUCAGCUUUCGCUUCUUCCACCUCCAGCUUCACCUCUCGCUCCUCCUCCUUCUUUCACCGCUCUUGCUCUCCAACACGUGUCAACCUCUACGGUUCCACCGCUCCCUCCGUCCGGUUCUCCCUCGACCGUUCGGUCUCUCCGAACCGCUCCAUCUCGGUGGCGCCGCGAACCGGCGCUUCAAGGCAAAGCAGUAGCCCGCACCACCAGCAGAAGCGGACCUGCAUGUGCUCGCCUACGACGCACCCUGGCUCCUUCCGUUGCAGCCUCCACAAGAAGAGCCACGCUCCGGCGCCGUACUCGCCGCACCGCCUCAACGCGCGCAGAUCCGCGAUGACGAACUCGCUCGUGAGAAUUCGCGGCGUCGAAGGAGAUCUCGUGAAGCGAGCUCUCGCCGCGUUGAUUCGACCUUCCUCGCACCAGCAGAGAAGGCGAGGAGACUUUUACCCGAGGCCUAGCAGGCUCUCCGUUAUGUCCAUGGCAGAGAGAGGUCAUUUGAAUUGAACUACUUCCCCUACCUCUACCGUUUCCGGCCACCGCGGACGGCGACGAAAACGGCGGCGACGGAUCCAACCGAACUGGUUUGAGAUCUAAUGGAUGCGCGGACGGUUUCCAAAUCCAAGCGAAAACUGAUUAUGUGCUUCGUCUCUGUGUUUGCGUGUGUCUGUGUGUAUAUAAUACAGAACUUAUAUAUUCAGUUGCAGCCAUUGAUGGCCAUUCUUGGAGCUUCUGGACCUAAUUUUAUGGAAAACGAUUUUGAUUAAAAUUUAAAAACAAAUAACUAAUCCUCAAUUAAAAUUCAAAACUAUAUUCAGUCAAAAUUUUGGUUCAUUACAAAUGUUCCACUUCGUUCAAUUUUUUCAGUUCAAUUUCAAUGUCACGUCUCUUUUUUAUUUCUUCUAUAGUUUUCGUUUUUCUUUUUUAAGUUUUUAUCUUCUCGUCGUGACGUGGCGUUUGUCAUAAACUUUUCCGUGGUAUCCGUUCGUCAACUUUGCCUUGUAUUUAUUUGUUGUGCGUUUUUUCGUAAUCGUGUGUAUUUCUCCGUAUUUUUCACUGAUAUAUUCCGUAUUUUUCACUGAUAUAUUUUCGUGUGUAUUUGUUUACUUGGUGAGAUACGUUUACAACACGUAUUAAUUCUUUUUAGUUUGAUUUAAUUAUUUGUUGUUUUUAUGCUAUUAAUAAUUGUUUCUAGUGUUUGUUUUGCAGGGAAUAUAUCUUUGGUGGCAACUGGCAAGUGGGGGGGCCAACACGGGACACGAUAACGCAUAACGGGAUUGGUUGGAUCCAACUCCAAGAACAGGAUAAAGCUUUGUUAAGAUUAGAGUGCAAGACACAAUGUUUAUCAUCAUCAAUAUAAUCAUAUAAUGAUGCACCAUUAUUGCUGA
Molecule: messenger RNA, 1600 nt
Organism: Glycine soja
Lineage: Eukaryota; Viridiplantae; Streptophyta; Magnoliopsida; Fabales; Fabaceae
Exons: 1
Coding region: 108-719 (203 amino acids)
Source: RefSeq, a predicted model, not a curated record